Solanum stenotomum is the source of this 513-nucleotide messenger RNA. RefSeq lists its product as uncharacterized. The transcript has 2 exons. The record is from RefSeq and is a predicted model, not a curated record. Bases 55 to 303 code for a protein of 82 amino acids. NCBI's taxonomy places the organism in Eukaryota, Viridiplantae, Streptophyta, Magnoliopsida, Solanales, Solanaceae.
UUCCAUAUCAAAGAGAUCAUAUAUACACCAUCUAAUAUCUUAUAUUUAAUUAGAAUGUCUAGCAUUUUCAAGAUUAUUGGGUUUCAGAACAAAAGGUCAUAUUCAGAUGGAGAUGACGAUGGUGAUUAUGACUAUGCUCCUGCAGCAUACUUAGAAGGAGAUGACGAUGAUGGAGAUUAUGAUUAUGCUCCUGCAACAUCCUUGAAUGGAGAUGACGAUGACGGAGACUAUGAUUAUGCUCCUGCAGCAUCUUUGGAAGGAGAUGACGAUGAUGGAGAUUGUGAUUAUGCUCCAGCAGCAUAAAUUAUUAGAGAUUCUUGACAAUGGCGAAUCUAGAAUAGACCCAAUGUGUUUAGUCCAACUUAGGGACUUUGAGAAUAUAAUUAAUUAGCUUAUUAAUAUUACAUGUAUUUUUCUAAAAAUAAUAUUUUAGUAAUUUAUGCAGAGAGUGACAUGGAUAUUGUAGUCAAACAUAGUCUCAAGUAUUGAUCAUAUAAUCGUAUCUUAAUUAAU